GACGCAGCAAGACAUUAGACAACUGACAAGUCUCGUUUGACGUGUCUUAACUCUUAGGUAUUAACCGUAUUAUCAUUUAUAAAUAAUCAACGAUUAAAAUUUCAAUAUAACGUUAAAACCAAACAAGGAUAAUGCACAUGGCCAAUGCAAAACUGAGAUAUUAUUACAAUAAUAAUAUAAUAUUACCGCAUUCUUAAAAUACGAUUUGUUUUUAAUUGAAUAGAAAGUCAUAGUUGGAGAGAACGUAGGAAAUUUAAAUCCGGGCAUAGUCAUUUUAACAAUAUAUAAAUAAAUAAAAUAAAAUUAUCUGGAUUUUGCUUAAACAUAUAAAAUAGAUAUGGUUGGCAUUGGAGGAUUGAUUCUUUUAAAUUUUCUACACCGACGACGUCAUAGCUCUGUGUCUAACUCAACUACAAACGAAUCAUCAAAGCAACCAGGAAGUAACCAGGAUACGUACCAAAAAUGCAGAGUUUGUCUUAAAGAGGGAUCCGUUCCUAUAUUUGGGAAUCAAUUUUUGGACGAUAUAUCUGAGAAUUUUCGUUCAAUCACUGAUAUUGUAAUAGACCAAAACGAUGACUUUCCAAAGUAUCUGUGCGAUGAAUGUCAUUCCAAGUUACAAAAUGCAAUAGACUUAAGGAAUACAGCAAAAGAUUCAGACAAAAUUUUACGCGAAUUGCCUUCAGAUAAUAAUGAAGAUGCAGAUGACUUCAUAUAUGAAGAUCAAAGCACUAGAAAACAAACAAAAACAACCCGUGAUGAAAGUUAUAUAUGUGUAAAAUGUGAUAAAACAUUUAGGGUAUUUGAGGAGUAUACUGAACACAUCUCUAUAGACCAUGAAAAUGCCUCUCGCCAGUGCCCUAUUUGUAACAAGAUAUACAAAGAAAUUUACUUUAAAAGACACUUAUCUUUACAUAACAAAACACAGUUCAUAUGUGAUAUAUGUGGUAAACAUUCAUUCUUCAAAGGCGAAUUUACAAGACAUCGUCUGACACAUUUCUAUCACCUUCCUUUUAAGUGUACUCUUUGUCCUUACAGGGGGAGAUUUCCCGAAUCUCUAAAAUUACAUAUGCGUACUCAUACUGGUGAAAAGCCCUAUCAAUGCACACAAUGCCCAUCACGUUUUCUAACUAAAAGUAAUCUCAAUAAGCAUAGUUUAACCCAUAGAGAUAGUUAUGAUUUUAAAUGUGAAUGUUGUGGAAAGGGUUUUCAUAAUAAAAGGACAUAUGAUCAACACUGUCGAAUUGAUCAUGGAGGCAUUAAGGAACAUGUUUGUAACAUAUGUAACAAAGCAUUUGGAUAUCGUAAGCAAAUGAUGAAACAUCAAUUAAAAGUACAUAAAAGGGAGAAAUUAAGGAGUGGUAGGAUGCCAAUAUAUUUACAAAUUCAACAAAUGCAAAAGGAACAGCAAGAAUACAGAGAAAUAGAUAGCAUAUAAGAAACACUGUGACACUUAAAAUUUAUCAUUUUAAAAAUUAUUAUUAUAUAGAAAUCCUUAUAAAUAAGGGUGGACACAGGUACUGGUGUUAUCUUCCAGGCAAUCUCUUAUAUAAAAGUAAUAAAAAGGCUACAAGACAAAGAAAGAAAUAAAGCUGAAUUAAAAAAAUGUU
This is a messenger RNA of Pieris rapae (cabbage white), 1607 nucleotides long. Its product is annotated as zinc finger protein 525-like. Lineage: Eukaryota; Metazoa; Arthropoda; Insecta; Lepidoptera; Pieridae. The transcript has a single exon. Gene Ontology annotation, biological process: regulation of transcription by RNA polymerase II. Gene Ontology annotation, cellular component: nucleus. Bases 338 to 1435 code for a protein of 365 amino acids. Gene Ontology annotation, molecular function: DNA-binding transcription factor activity; zinc ion binding; RNA polymerase II cis-regulatory region sequence-specific DNA binding. The record is from RefSeq and is a predicted model, not a curated record.